AUGAAAGUUAUUGAUUUAAUCGAAACAGGGAAUGUGCUGAAACAGCUGUCGGCGUUCGUGAAUCGCAAACGUGCGAUUGAAUCGGAUAAACGUUUGAGUGCGGACAUUAAGCGCAAACGUAUCGAGAAUUUGACGUUAACAUUGAAUGGUACCGAAUGCCGAAUCAGUGAUCUGUCACUUACUUUCUCGUAG
Messenger RNA from Anisakis simplex (herring worm), 192 nucleotides. Lineage: Eukaryota; Metazoa; Nematoda; Chromadorea; Rhabditida; Anisakidae. The record is from the annotation of a GenBank genome assembly.